This is a messenger RNA of Penicillium maclennaniae, 1593 nucleotides long. Its product is annotated as GNL3/Grn1 family GTP-binding protein. NCBI's taxonomy places the organism in Eukaryota, Fungi, Ascomycota, Eurotiomycetes, Eurotiales, Aspergillaceae. Bases 1 to 1593 code for a protein of 530 amino acids. Gene Ontology annotation, molecular function: GTP binding. The transcript is spliced from 3 exons. Gene Ontology annotation, cellular component: nucleolus. The record is from RefSeq and is a predicted model, not a curated record.
AUGGUCAAGAACGGCUUUGGAAAGACUUCUAAGCGGGUGCCCGUCCGCCUGAGGCACAAGAUUGAGAAGGCCGCUGUCGCCAAGCAAAAGAAGGCAAAGAAGCAGGCUAAGAAGAACCCAGAAUGGCGGUCUAAGCUCAAGAAGGACCCGGGUAUUCCCAACCUUUUCCCGUUCAAGGACAAGCUCCUCCAUGAGAUCGAGGAGAAGAAGCGCCUGAAGGCUGAGGAGCAGCAGCGCAUUAAAGACGAGGCUCGUGCUCGUCGUGAGGAGGCCAGACAGGCUCAGGGUGGCAACACUGGCGUGGACAUCAACGAAAACGACCUCUUGGACGAUAACAUGGAUGAGGAUGGCGAGGACUCGAACCCUAUGGCUGCACUUCUCGCCUCUGCUCGUGCGCGGGCUGCAGAAUAUGAGGACGAGAGCGAGGAAGACGAGAUGGAUGAGGAUGAGGACGAUGAGAUGGAUGAGGACGAGGAUGAGGGUGGCGACGACGAGGCUCCUGAAUUGACUACUCGCCCAAAGGAGAGCUCAAGACGCCAGUUUGACAAGGUCUUCAAGAAUGUCAUCGAUGCUGCAGACGUCGUGCUGUACGUUCUCGACGCUCGCGAUCCGGAGGGUACUCGGUCAAAGGAGGUUGAGCGCGAGAUCAUGGCUGCCGAUGCUGGCUCCAAGCGAUUGAUUCUCAUUCUGAACAAGAUCGAUCUCGUUCCCCCACCUGUCCUGAAGGCUUGGUUGGUGCACCUGCGCCGUUACUUCCCCACCCUGCCUCUCAAGGCAUCCAACGGUGCCGGCAAUGCACACAGCUUCGACCACAAGCAAUUGACCGUCAAGGGUACUUCGGAUACUCUGUUCCGUGCCCUCAAGUCCUACGCCCACAGCAAGCAGUUAAAGCGUUCUAUUUCUGUUGGUGUCAUUGGAUACCCCAACGUUGGCAAGUCCUCUGUGAUCAAUGCCUUGACCGCACGUCUCAACAAGGGCUCCAGCAAUGCCUGUCCCACAGGCGCCGAGGCCGGUGUGACCACCAACAUGCGCGAGGUCAAGCUCGACAACAAGCUCAAACUGAUCGACUCCCCCGGUAUUGUCUUCCCCUCCGCCAAUGGCAAGACGGGCAAGAAGUCCAAGGAGAACGAGCAGGCCCGCCUUGUCCUGCUCAAUGCCAUCCCCCCAAAGCAGAUCGAGGACCCCAUUCCUGCAGUCAACCUUCUGGUCAAGCGUCUUUCCGCCUCGGAAAGCCUGCUUACCAAGAUGCUCCAGCUCUACGGGAUCACCACCCUCUUCCCUGGCAACAAUGGUGACAAGACCACCGACUUCCUCAUCCAGGUUGCCCGCAAGUGCGGUCGCCUCGGAAAGGGCGGUGUCCCCAACGUUGAGAGCGCCGCCAUGACGGUCAUCAACGACUGGAGAGAUGGCCGUAUCCAGGGCUGGGCUAACGCCCCCGUCCUGGCUGUCAACACAGGCGAUGCAGCGACCUCCACCGCCGCUGCUGGCACCGGCGCCGACACCACCCAAGUUGUCACGGAAUGGGCCAAAGAAUUCAAGAUUGAGGGCCUUUGGGGCAACGGCGAGGGUGACGAUGAGGUUAUGGCUGAGUAA